UUAUGAGGGGUUCCCGCCAUCCCUGUGCUGAGUUCCUGGCUCUGUACACCGGCUGUGCCCAUUAUGAGGGGUUCCCACCAUCCCUGUGCUGAGUUCCCAGGUCUGUACACCUGCUGUACCCAUUAUGAGGGGUUCCCGCCAUCCCUGUGCUGAGUUCCCGGGUCUGUACACCCGCUGUGCCCAUUAUGAGGGGUUCCCACCAUCCCUGUGCUGAGUUCCUGGGUCUCUACACCCCGCUGUGCCCAAUUAUGAGGGGUUCCCUCCAUCCGUGUGCCGAGUUCCCAGGUCUUUACACAUCCGCUGUGCCC
Molecule: messenger RNA, 308 nt
Organism: Staurois parvus
Lineage: Eukaryota; Metazoa; Chordata; Amphibia; Anura; Ranidae
Source: the annotation of a GenBank genome assembly